Messenger RNA from Mercurialis annua (annual mercury), 2862 nucleotides. Its product is annotated as DNA mismatch repair protein MSH4. Gene Ontology annotation, cellular component: nucleus. Bases 153 to 2609 code for a protein of 818 amino acids. Gene Ontology annotation, molecular function: ATP-dependent DNA damage sensor activity; ATP binding; mismatched DNA binding. Gene Ontology annotation, biological process: reciprocal meiotic recombination; mismatch repair. NCBI's taxonomy places the organism in Eukaryota, Viridiplantae, Streptophyta, Magnoliopsida, Malpighiales, Euphorbiaceae. The record is from RefSeq and is a predicted model, not a curated record. The transcript is spliced from 24 exons.
UUUCGGGCCUUAAGCCCAUUAGUAAAUUCAAGUGCGCAGUUUAAGCAGGCUACGCUCGUGCUCAAAGUAGAAACAGCUCCUAAUCGUUUAAAUGUAUCACAACUUGGCGCGCAUUAGCAAGUUCUGUUUCACUUAUUUUGAAUCGAAUCAAAAUGGAAGAAGACGGAGGAGAGAGAUCGAACAUCGUCAUCGGCCUAAUCGAAAACCGAGCCAAAGAGGUUGGAAUGGCUGCUUUUGACUUGAGGUCAGCAUCGUUGCAUCUAUCUCAGUAUAUAGAAACUAGCAGCUCUUACCAGAAUACAAAAACUCUUUUGCAAUUCUUUGAUCCUAUGAUGGUUAUUGUUCCUCCUAAUAAAUUUGCACCUGAUGGAAUGGUUGGAGUUUCGGAACUUUUAGAUCGAUCCUAUUCUUCAGUCAAGAAGGUUGCGAUGGCGCGUGGUUGCUUUGAUGACACCAAGGGUGCUGUACUAAUUAAAAGUCUAGCUGCCAAGGAACCUUCAGCACUUGGUCUCGAUACUUACUACAAACAAUAUUAUCUUUGUCUGGCUGCUGCUGCAGCUACAAUAAAGUGGAUAGAAGCUGAGAAAGGGGUCAUUGUUACCAACCAUUCAUUGUCGGUUACUUUUAAUGGUUCAUUUGACCACAUGAAUAUCGAUGCAACAAGUGUUCAGAAUUUGGAAAUUAUCGAGCCACUUCAUUCUUCACUUUGGGGCACAACAAACAAAAAAAGAAGUCUAUUCCAUAUGCUCAAGACGACAAAAACCAUAGGAGGAAGCUUUUCAUGUAUCUUCUUGGAGUAUUGGCUGGUUCUCUAUUGUCCUGUAAAUGUUGAGUUGGAUUUCUUCUCCAGGACUAGACUUCUACGGGCCAAUCUACUGCAGCCUUUAAAAGAUAUAGAAACUAUCAAUACUCGUCUUGAUUGCCUGGAUGAACUCAUGAGCGAUGAACAACUGUUCUUUGGCCUCUCGCAGGUUCUGCGGAAGUUUCCAAAAGAGACUGAUAGAGUUCUCUGUCAUUUCUGCUUUAAGCCAAAGAAAGUGACGAAUGAGGUUGUGGGUGCUGAUAAUGCUAGAAAGAGUCAGGUCUUGAUAUCAAGUAUUAUUCUACUUAAAACUGCUUUAGAUGCCUUGCCUUUACUCUCAAAGGUGCUUAAAUCUGCAAAAAGUUUCCUUCUUGAAAAUGUUUACAAGAAUGUAUGUGCAAAUGACAAAUUUGCCUCCAUCAGAAAGAGAAUUGGGGAGGUGAUAGAUGAAGAUGUGCUUCAUGCACGAGUCCCUUUUGUUGCCCGGACGCAACAGUGUUUUGCUGUCAAGGCUGGAAUCGACGGGCUUCUGGAUAUCGCACGGAGAACAUUCUGCGACACCAGUGAAGCUAUACAUAAUCUUGCAAACAAGUAUCGCGAAGAAUUCAAGAUGCCAAAUUUGAAACUUCCAUUUAAUAACAGACAAGGUUUUUACUUUAGCAUUCCACAGAAGGACAUUCACGGAAAGCUUCCAACCAAGUUCAUUCAGGUCUUGAAACAUGGAAACAAUGUACAUUGCUCCACUUUGGAACUUGCUUCUCUGAAUUUCAGAAAUAAGUCUGCAGCUGAAGAGUGCUAUAUAAGAACAGAAGUUUGCCUUGAAGCUCUAUUAGAUGCUAUAAGACAAGAUGUCUCAGUACUCACAUUGCUUGCAGAGGUGUUGUGCCUUCUAGAUAUGAUUGUUAAUUCAUUUGCUCACACAAUUUCAACUAAGCUCGUUGACCGAUAUACUAGGCCAGAAUUCACAAGUAGUGGUCCAUUGGCAAUUGAUGCAGGAAGACACCCAAUCUUGGAAAGCAUACACAAUGAUUUUGUUCCCAACAAUCUCUUUAUUUCAGAAGCAUCAAACAUGGUUAUUAUCAUGGGUCCAAACAUGAGUGGGAAAAGCACGUAUCUUCAGCAAGUUUGUCUUAUUGUCAUUUUGGCUCAGAUUGGUUGUUAUAUUCCUGCCCGCUUUUCUACUAUAAGGAUAGUUGAUCGAAUAUUUACAAGGAUGGGAUCAGGCGACAAUCUCGAGUCAAAUUCCAGCACGUUUAUGACAGAGAUGAAAGAGACGGCUUUCAUAAUGCAGAAUGUUUCCCAAAGAAGCCUGAUUAUCAUGGAUGAGCUGGGGAGAGCUACUUCUUCUUCUGAUGGAUUUGCCAUUGCCUGGAGCUGCUGUGAGCAUUUGCUAUCACUCAAAGCAUAUACCAUAUUUGCUACUCAUAUGGAGAACCUAUCAGAACUAGCUACUAUCUAUCCAAAUGCCAAACUUCUUCACUUAGAUGUCGACGUAAAAAACAAUCGCUUAGACUUCAAGUUUCAACUCAUGGAUGGACCGAGACAUGUACCACAUUACGGACUUCUAUUAGCUGAAGUGGCCGGUCUACCAAGCUCAGUGAUCGAAACGGCUAGAAGCAUCACGUCAAAGAUCAAGGAAAAGGAAAUAGAGCAAAUGGAAGUUAACUGCCAGCAGUAUCAGCAAUUGCGGAUGCUGUAUCAUGCUGCUCAACGACUAAUAUGCUUAAAGUACUCCAGCCAAGAUGAGGAUUCCAUUCGGCAAGCACUGCACAAUCUUAAAGAGAACUACGAGAAUGGAACACUGUAAAGCUUGGAACAUGGCAUUCUACCAGGAGGUAUGCAGAAUCCGAAUCAAAUUAAAUUACCCAACAUAAGACAUUCAGUUCAGUUCAGUUUGACAUCGCUAAAAAAGCUUGAUUGAUAAAGCAUUUACAAUAUAGUUACUAGUUUGUACAAAGUUAUAGCAACGUGAUUGGUAAACAUUUGUGUUAAGCCAAACUCGAUGUAUUGCGUUCAUACAGAUGUAGCUCAUGACUUGAAGGUCUUGACAUGUUCUUACA